This is a messenger RNA of Leptopilina boulardi, 565 nucleotides long. RefSeq lists its product as uncharacterized. The transcript is spliced from 3 exons. NCBI's taxonomy places the organism in Eukaryota, Metazoa, Arthropoda, Insecta, Hymenoptera, Figitidae. Gene Ontology annotation, biological process: mitochondrial electron transport, cytochrome c to oxygen. The record is from RefSeq and is a predicted model, not a curated record. Bases 94 to 465 code for a protein of 123 amino acids.
GAGAUACGCAACUACCCAACCCUUUUUGGUUGCGCAAGAAAAUUUUAGAGAUUCUACUGAAACAAGGAAAAAUUCGAUAAUUCAGCAUCAAAGAUGCCGUUUUUUAAAUUUAGUCAUUUAACUGGAAGAUUGACAGAGAACAAUCGUUUAAUUCCUCUCAAUCCAAUCAAACCAAUUCCAUUGGAAAGUGCUGAAAUACCGGUGAUUAAAUAUGAUACAAUAAAAACACAAGCUGUUAAAUCGGCACCAGCUACUGGUACCCAGAAAACUAAUUCCGAAUAUGGUCGUCUUCAUCCAAAGAAUCAUGCACUUAUGAAAACAUUACAGGCUGAUUUGGAAGCUCCCGUAUUCUUGGCUAGAGGAGCUCCGGAUAAAAUUCUUUUUGGCAUUACCUUUGCUUUGGUUGUAGGAGGAGUUCUUGAAUCCCUUCGAUUUUUAGUUAGGAAGGCCAACACUUCCGGUUAAUAUCAUAAAUGUUAAAAUUUUGUAGAUAAAUGAGAUAUUUAAUACCGUUCAAUUUAUUGUAACUCUUCUAAAACAGUAAAAUAUAAAUAAUAAAACAUUA